AUGACGGGCACAAAGCUCGUCCCCCGAACGCGAUCCCAGCGUCCCGAAUCAAUCCUAAUCAUAGGCGGAGGAGCUACUGGACUACGAAAGGUUGGUGCGGAUGCAAGACAAGGUCUUUCCCCACUGUACGAUCCUAAAGGUCACCCGCAUUGGCCAAGUCCGGCGUAUGUUAACCUAAGGGGCAAUGUGCUGCCUGAGUUUUUGGAGUUCAGUGGCAAGAGGAUGCAACCACCCGCCAAGGGGGAGACUUUUCCGAGUCUGCAAGAAACACAUACAUAUCUCACAGAGUUUGCGCAUCCGUAUAGACAACACAUUAGGUGCUCGGUGGAGGUGUUGAGAGUGCAAGAGGUCGCUGGGCAGAAAGGAUGGCUAGUGACACUGAAGCAUUGGGCUACUGGUGUCCAGAGUGCCACUACUUUCACUCCAAGAGUCGAGAGCAAGGUAUUUGAUCGAGUAGUUGUCGCUGCAGGGUGGUACGACACCCCCUAUUACCCUGAUGUACCUGGCAUCGAAGCUGCGAAAAAAGCUGGACAUGUUCACCACUGCAAACACUACCGCGAUUCCAGCCCUUAUCACAGCAAAAAGGUGGUGGUGGUGGGCAAUAACAACAGCGCCAACGAAGUUGCGGCACAUUUAGCCCCCCUCAACUCGACAUGCCACCCCGUAUAUCGCUCCUCCAAAUCCGCACCUCUCGACAAAUGCCCUAGUUUGCCCGAUGAAAGGAUCAAAGAUGUCGGUAUGAUCACCAACUACACCCUAGUACACACCUCAGCGGGGGAGAAGGGGACCAAGUUGCAAUUGACGCUGGCGGAUGCAAGUGUGAUUAGAGAUGUGGAUUAUGUCAUUCUGGCAACCGGUUACCGGCAAAAGUAUCCUUGGUUACAUGUACUUACCCAUGCUGCCAGGAAGAGUGGUGGAGCGGAAACAGAACCAUUGACUCCCGAGAGGUUCAAGGGGACAAGGGUUCCGUUUAUGUAUAACCAUGCGCUGUUUUCCAAAAGUCAAAACCUCAGUUUGGCAUUCGUUGGAUUGGUGAUCUGUACGAUGCCGUUCAGCUUUAAUGAUUUGAUCAGUGCUUGGAUUACUGCUGUAUGGGCAGGCAAAGUUACCUCUAUACCCACCUCUAUCCCAGCACGCUUGCAAAACGAACAGGAGAGGUUGCAUUGGCUCUAUCAACAAAAGCUCAAAAGCGCAAGACCGGGGCAGAAGAUUGAUCCGCAAGAUCCUCUUACAUACACCGGAUUCCACUUACUUGGCGGAAGCCUCAAAGAAGGACCUCCUUCAGAACUGCACUUCGCACAAGAGCUAUACGAUGAGUUAGCCAAGGUGGACCCGGAAAGCGUAAACAAAUGGGAUUGCAAAUGGCACCAAGCACGAGAGGAACGCCAAACUUGGAUGUAUAGCAGAAAAGCUCAGUGCUUGGAGGAAAAUAGGGAUCGGAUUCGUCAUGAUCCGUUUGAUUUGCUCGGAAGUAAUAGAGAGAGAUAUGCACAUUUGCUCGACGACUUGGUCCAUCCUGAUUGGAGACAAAAGAUUGCGCCAAAGGCAAAGUAUUAA
Ustilago hordei is the source of this 1557-nucleotide messenger RNA. RefSeq lists its product as uncharacterized. NCBI's taxonomy places the organism in Eukaryota, Fungi, Basidiomycota, Ustilaginomycetes, Ustilaginales, Ustilaginaceae. The transcript is spliced from 2 exons. Gene Ontology annotation, molecular function: flavin adenine dinucleotide binding; NADP binding. Bases 1 to 1557 code for a protein of 518 amino acids. The record is from RefSeq and is a predicted model, not a curated record.